UGACCUAACUUGGAAACGACGACAGAUUCAAUCAACAAUGGCGAUGUCGGAUCUUACACAGGAUUUGGUAGAAGAGGUGAUCUUGAGAGUUCCGCUAACAUCUCAUAAAGCAGUGCGAUCUACUUGCAAAAACUGGAACACUUUAUCGAAAAACUUGAUGAGCUUGAAAGGGAUAAACCUUGCCAAAGCAAGAGCAGCAACAAAGCAGGAGUUUCUGACAAUCGUGAUAAUGGAUUUUAAGGUUUAUCUAAUGAGCUUUGAUCUCCGUGGACUUCACAAUGACAACGACGUGGAAUUAUCUAUAAAGCGAGAAGGUAAACUGAUUAGCCUAAACGAUACAGAGGGAGUCCGUGUAUCUAGAGUCUUGCACUGUAGCGGUUUGUUGUUAUGCAUCACCAAAGAAUAUAAUCCGAGGCUUGUGGUUUGGAACCCUUGUUCUGGACAAACAAGGUGGAUCGAACCUAGAGGUUCUUACCACAAAAAGAACAACUAUGCUCUCGGAUACGAGAUGAAGAACAAAUCUUGUCGAAGCUACAAGAUUUUGAGAUAUUUGGAUGCGUAUGACAUUAGUGUAAGGAUUCUAUAUUGUGAGUUUCAAAUCUACAAUUUUGAUUCUAACUCAUGGAAGGCUGUUCAGGCCACUCCUCGCUGGAAUAUACAUUAUUAUCAACGUGGGGUGUCUCUCAAGGGAAAUACUUACUGGUUUGCUCAAAGCACGAAUCUAGGAGGAUAUAGUUUCUUACUUUGUUUUGAUUUUACAGCUGAGAGAUUUGGACCGCCUCUGCCUAUGCCUAUUUUCCACGUUGUUGAAGAUACCGUGACUCUAUCUAGUGUCAGAGAUGAGCAACUCGCAGUGUUAUUUAAGCGACGUGGUGCAUUACAUAUGGAGAUAUGGAUUACGUAUGAGAUUGGGCCCAGAGAGGUGUCGUGGAGGAGCAAGUUGUUCUUAGCGGUGAAUAUAAAACCAUUUACUUAUCGAUACCCACGUGAACAUGGGAGUUUCUUUGUUGACGAGGAGAAGAAAGUCGCCGUGGUUUUUGGUAGAGACUUGGAUGAACCUGACCACAUUCGCGACGCAGCUUAUAUCACUGGAAAAGAUGGAUACUUGAAGAAAGUGGAUCUUGGAGAAUCUACAUUCAAACUUGAUUCCCCAUAUAUUUGCUCUUCUUAUGUUCCAAGCUUAGUUUAA
Arabidopsis lyrata subsp. lyrata is the source of this 1189-nucleotide messenger RNA. Its product is annotated as F-box/kelch-repeat protein At3g16740. The coding region runs from base 38 to 1189 and encodes 383 amino acids. Gene Ontology annotation, molecular function: protein binding. The record is from RefSeq and is a predicted model, not a curated record. Lineage: Eukaryota; Viridiplantae; Streptophyta; Magnoliopsida; Brassicales; Brassicaceae. The transcript has a single exon.